CACCCAGCACGCUCAUUUGUUACCAGUGACUGAAAUCGAUCGCACGUCGCAAACGAUUGCAUUUUCCGCGCGUUGACACGCGAGUUGUAUCUAAUUAUACGCUUUUCCCUAAUAAAUUAAAAAAAUGUAUUCCAUUGCCGAGGUUACGCUGGCCUUCAUGGUUCUAUACUUAUUCUCUUUCCUUUUUGAAGUGGUUACGGGUUUAGUUUCAUAAAUUUUUAAAUAUAUUUUAAUAAACGAUGUGAUAUCUAAUAAGACAAAUACUUUAAUUUAGCUUUUAAAUAAUUAGUCAAAUAUCAAUGCAAAAUAUAAUUAAGAUAUGAGUAGGUAAUUAUGUUUUUAGAAUCUUAUUAUUUAUAAUUAAAACGCGAUAUAAAUUAUACAAUGGUACUUUCACCACAAAGACUGCGGCACUGAUUAGUGAGGAGUUUAGAUUCAUCAGCUGUUUUUGUGUAUUUUGUGGUUUAAACACUGUAUAGAGUGAAAAUGCGGUCAAGAUUAAUUAGUAAAUAUAUGAAGAUUCAUAAACGUUAUUCAUCGCAUAAUGUGACAAAGUGGAAAAGUGUUGUAGGGUUAGAAGUUCACGCGCAGCUUAAUACAAACUCAAAAUUGUUUUCUGGUGCACAAAAUACAUUUGGUGGAGUUGUGAAUAACUGUGUGUCUUUGUUCGAUGCUGCUAUACCCGGAACGUUACCUGUAUUAAAUAGGAAAUGUGUCGAGUUAGGUGUUUUAACCGCAUUAGCUUUUAGUUGUAAAGUCAACGAAGUAUCAAGUUUUGAUAGGAAACACUAUUUUUAUGCUGAUUUACCGUCGGGCUAUCAAAUUACGCAACAAAGGGCUCCUUUAGCUAAUGACGGUGUUAUAAAAUUUCAGGUUUAUACUCCGGGGGUACAUAAGAAGCCCUACAACAAAAGUUCAAAGAUCAAACAGAUACAAUUAGAACAGGAUAGCGGUAAAUCCCUUCAUGAUGCAGAACUUAAGCGAAGUCUUGUGGAUCUAAACAGAGCUGGAGCACCCCUUAUUGAAAUAGUUUUUGAACCUGAUUUAGAGGAUGGUGAAGAAGCAGCUGCGUUAGUCAAGGAAUUAGUGUUAAUAGUACAAAGGCUCGGAGCAUGUACUGGGCGCAUGGAAGAGGGUGCUUUAAGAGUGGACGCUAAUGUCUCUAUGCAUAAAGAGGGAGAACCACUGUCUACUCGAACUGAGAUUAAAAAUAUCGGUUCCAUCCGCGGUGUCGCAAGUGCUGUUCGACAUGAAAUAGAUCGCCAACAAUCCGUACUUGAAAAUGGCGGGAAAAUUAUAAACGAAACUAGAGCGUGGGAUGCCGUUGCCAAGGUUACAGUGCCUAUGCGAGACAAAGAAGUUGUUCAAGAUUACAGAUAUAUGCCCGAGCCCAAUUUACCGCCUCUUCGUCUAAAUUUAACAUCGAGACACGAUACACAAGACGUCAUUAGUGUACCGCUCAUAAGGGACAGGAUACCAGAACUUCCAGAAGAAACUAGAACAAAUCUUAUAAAUGACUUCAAGCUCCGUCCAGAAAUAUCAAUACAGCUUGUCAACGAACCGACUCUUCUGGAUUUCUUCCACGAACUGACGAUUGACAAAAGAAGAAAUCCAACAAAAGUCGCCAAUCUUCUCUUAAAUGAUCUCUUGACUGUCCUUAAUAAACGUAAAAUUAACGUAGCUGAUUGUAAAGUAACGGUGAAACAGCUAAUCGAAGUUACAGAUUUACUAUUAUCAACGAAGAUUAAUCUAGAUGUUUGCCGUAACGUUUUAGAUGAAAUUGUAGAAAGUCCACAAAAAUCACCAAAAGAUAUUGUCAAAGAAAAGGGUUGGAUGUUAGUUACUGACGAAGAUGAAAUAACAGAUAAAUGUCUAAAAGUAAUCGAAAAUAAUCCUAAAUUGGUGAAACAAUAUAGAGAUGGAAAAGUGAAGGUGUUAAAAGCUUUAUUAGGUAUAUUAGUUAAAACAUCGGAUAGUAAACUUGAUAUGUCCUUAGCGUCUAAGAGAAUGGAGGAAUUGUUGAAAAAAUAAAGAUAUAUUUAAAUUG
This is a messenger RNA of Colias croceus (clouded yellow), 2047 nucleotides long. RefSeq names its product glutamyl-tRNA(Gln) amidotransferase subunit B, mitochondrial (gene GatB). Lineage: Eukaryota; Metazoa; Arthropoda; Insecta; Lepidoptera; Pieridae. Gene Ontology annotation, biological process: glutaminyl-tRNAGln biosynthesis via transamidation; mitochondrial translation. The record is from RefSeq and is a predicted model, not a curated record. The transcript has 6 exons. Bases 487 to 2031 code for a protein of 514 amino acids. Gene Ontology annotation, molecular function: glutaminyl-tRNA synthase (glutamine-hydrolyzing) activity.